This is a messenger RNA of Williopsis jadinii, 1665 nucleotides long. Its product is annotated as gamma-aminobutyric acid transporter. Gene Ontology annotation, biological process: transmembrane transport. Gene Ontology annotation, molecular function: transmembrane transporter activity. Lineage: Eukaryota; Fungi; Ascomycota; Saccharomycetes; Phaffomycetales; Wickerhamomycetaceae. The coding region runs from base 1 to 1665 and encodes 554 amino acids. The transcript is spliced from 4 exons. Gene Ontology annotation, cellular component: membrane. The record is from RefSeq and is a predicted model, not a curated record.
AUGAACAAGACUUUACACAGGGCACUUGACAACAGGUCCAUUGCCACGACAAAUCGACUCUAUAAGCCACAACGUACAUCUAGCUGGCAUCAUACAAUGACAAAGCUCACUGCAGACAAGAAGCUCAAUGAUGAUGAAUUGCUCGCUUUGGCUGGUUACAAACACGAGCUGGUUCGUCAGUUUGGUCCGUUCAACAUGAUUGGUGUUGCCUUCUCGAUCAUGUCUGUGCUUCCCUCCAUUGCAAGUGUCAUGGGCCAGAUCUACACGGUGAAUAACGCAAGUAUAUGGGGGUGGACCAUUGCCUCUUGUUUAAUCUUUUGCGUUGGUGUUUGUAUGAGUGAAUUGGCCUCUGCAAUCCCAACUGCUGGUGGGUUGUACUACUGGACUUAUCACUACGCACCAGACUCAAUCCGUAUCCCAGUUUCGUUCUUGGUGGGCAACACCAACACCAUUGCCUUGGCCAGUGGGCUGUGUUCCAUCGAUUAUGGGUUCGCCAAGGAGCUGUUAUCCAUCGUGUAUAUCGCCAAAGAUGGCGAUUUCAACAUCACCAGGGGUAUUGUCUAUGGUGUGUAUGCUGCAUGUAUCGUUUCACACAUUGCAACGGCAUGUAUUGCAUCAUAUGGUAUUGCCAAAUUACAGUCUCUCUCCGUGAUUUGUAAUGUUGCCCUGGUUGUGCUGUUCAUCUUUACAAUGCUGAUUGGAACUGACAAGAAGAACGAUGCCAAGUUUGUCUUUGGAACAAUAGAAAACUUGAGUGACUGGAAUACAGGUUGGUCCUGGGUCAUGAACGGAUUGAUGCCUGCUGUGUGGACCAUUGGGGCAUUCGACUCUUGUGUUCAUAUGUCAGAGGAAGCGUACGACGCAACAAAGAACGUUCCAAUCGGAAUCAUGGGAUCCAUCGCUGCCACUGGUAUUCUUGGUUGGUUAAUCAUCAUGGUUUGCUCCUUCUGCAUCAACCCGGAUUUGGCAAGUGUCAUUGAUACAGAUUCUGGUCAACCAAUGGCACAGUUGAUCUACGAUUCUUUGGGUAAACAUUGGGCCAUCGCUUUCAUGGUUAUGAUUUGCUACUGCCAAUGGCUUAUGGGCGCAUCCAUUAUCACAGCAACAUCUCGUCAAGCUUGGGCUUUUGCUCGUGAUAACGGACUCCCAUUCUCCUCUAUAAUCAAAGUGGUUAAUUCAAAGUUGAAGGUUCCAAUUAGAGCAAUUGUCUUCUCUGGUACUUUGGCGCUGAUCAUUGGCCUCUUAUGCUUGAUUAACGACACUGCAGCUAACGCUGUGUUCACUUUAACAGUGUGUGGUAAUUACUUCGCAUGGCAAUCCCCAAUUAUCCUCAGAAUGUAUCUACGUUUCAAACCAGGCCCUUUCUACUUAGGUGAUAUCCUUUCGCCAAUUGUCAACAUCCUCUCCAUUUUCUUCACAGUAUUCGUCAUUAUAAUGGCAAUGUUCCCAUCGGAGCCAACUGUGGAUAAAGAGACGAUGAACUAUACGAUUGUCAUAACAGGUGGUACAUGGAUUCUUUCAAUGGCUUACUAUUACGCCUACGCCCACAAGACCUUCAAGGGACCAAGAAGCACCGUUGAAGCCACUCCAACCAUCGAAGGAACAGGCGAGGAUACAGAUAAGAUAGAUGCUGCCUUCUACUCCGCGGAGAAAGAGAGCAUUUGA